Diachasma alloeum is the source of this 2376-nucleotide messenger RNA. It is a transcript of the gene Idgf4, whose product is annotated as chitinase-like protein EN03. Lineage: Eukaryota; Metazoa; Arthropoda; Insecta; Hymenoptera; Braconidae. The record is from RefSeq and is a predicted model, not a curated record. The coding region runs from base 122 to 1426 and encodes 434 amino acids. Gene Ontology annotation, biological process: chitin catabolic process; carbohydrate metabolic process. Gene Ontology annotation, molecular function: chitin binding. The transcript is spliced from 6 exons. Gene Ontology annotation, cellular component: extracellular region.
UGUUUGCAGCCUUCUCCCUCUUCUCCACGAUUGACAAUGAUCUCAACAGCUCUGGCUCUUCGGAGCUCUUGCAGUUUGUUUUCUGGACGUCUCCAAAUUUGUUCGUUGAUAUCGGAAUCUCAUGAUGAGAGUAUUUUUGUUAACGCUGUUUGCGUUUAGCGUCGGCAUUUGCGCGGCUGUUGAUCCUCAUGAGCACAACAAAAUCGUCUGCUACUGGAACUCUACGUCCUUCAAUCGUCCUGCUGCAGGAAAAUUCAAUAUUCAGGACUUGCAGCCGGCUCUCGGGCUCUGCACACACCUCAUUUACGGAUUCGCAGGAAUCAAUAAUGAAAAUUUCGAGGCAGUUCCGUUACAUCCAGACCUCGAUACCGGCGCUGGUUACGGAUUUUAUAAACUCGUCACUCAGACGAAGAGAGUCUUCCCCGAUUUGAAGGUUUAUCUCAGUGUCGGGGGUAAUGCCGAUCCUUAUGAAGAUACUCACAAAUAUUUGACCUUGAUUGAGACCCCCGAGGCCAGAACCAAGUUCAUCAACUCAGUAGUCCGUCUUCUGAACGAAUACGACUUCGACGGAGUCGAUCUCGCCUGGCAAUUUCCCCCAGUCAAAGUACAGAAGAAGCGCGGAACAUUCGGCUCAAUCUGGCAUGGAAUCAAGAAGACCUUUGGGUACGGCAAAUUCAAGGACGAGAAGGAGGAGGAGCACAGGGAUGGGUUCACAAACUUGGUCCGUGACCUGAAAGCCCAACUGAGACCCAGGAAUAAGGCACUCACGCUCACUGUCUUGCCGCACGUCAACACCAGCGUGUACUACGAUGCAAGAUUAUUGACACCGAAUAUCGAGGCCGUUCACUUGAUGGCCUUUGAUCAGCGAACGCCUGAGAGAACUCCCAAGGAGGCUGAUUAUCCAGCGCCUGUUUAUGAGAGCUAUGGGAGGAUUCCUCAGGAUAACAUCGACGCUAAUGUUCGUUACUGGCUGGAGCGCGGUACACUCGGUGGUAAAAUCGUGGUAGGCAUUCCGGCGUUCGCCCGCACCUGGAAAUUAACCGAAGACAGUCAAAUCUCUGGAGUCCCUCCAAUUGUGACUGACGGUCCCGGGGCGGAGGGUCCCCACACGGCGACCCCAGGCCUCCUCUCGUACGCCGAGGUCUGCGCUCGCUUGACGGAGUCAUCAGUGGGUCGUGUCAGACGCGUCAGCGAUCCGUCAAAGAAGUACGGAAGCUAUGCCUAUCAGCCCUACAACUCAGACACCGGUGCCGAGGGCAUUUGGAUCGGCUACGAGGACCCUGACACAGCCGGUAACAAAGCCAGUUAUGCCAAAGCAAAAGGUCUCGGUGGUGUCGCCAUUUGGGACUUGUCUACUGACGAUUUCCGUGGCACCUGCACCGGGGACAAAUUCCCCAUUGUCAAGGCGGCCAAAUACAAACUGUAAACUACGUAAUGCCAACAUGAUUGAUAUUAUUCACAUGUAUUUGGUAAUAAAUUUCGAGUGUUGAGAGGAGUCAGCGGUUCAAUGUCAUUGUAAACAUUCAUGUCACGAAAAUAACGUCGAGGGCAAUCAUGUAUUUGAGUCAAUGGGUCAGGCAAUCAAGUGAUAAUUCAUCGAAUCAUUUUGAAAUGAUUUCAUAUUGAAGUUGGUUUUUCAUUUUAACAAUGAGUUCAGUUACGAAAAAUGACCAGGCGAGGUUCGAACCCACGACCUUGGCAUUACCAACUCGCUCGUCUAACCAAUUGAGCUGUGGGAAGUCACUACAUCAUUUUAUAUGAUCAUUCGAAAUAUUUUUGAAUAAUGAAAUGGUUUAUUUUUUAAUCCGUUCAAACGAAACAUCGAAAAGCUAUUUUAAAAUUUGAGGACUUAAAUACUUCAGCGGAAGAACAGUGAAGCAGAUCAAGGGCAACUCCCACGCGGGAAUUUGAACUCACAACCUUCAGAUUACAAACUACUCUAACUAAUGAAGCUGUCGGGGUUCACAUCGAAUAUUUUAAAACAGCUUCAGAAAUACGAGUAAAGAAAUAGUAUUUAGUCGACUGAAAAAUACAACGGAAAAUAGCUCUUUCUAUUGAGAAAACUGUAAAUAAGCUGCGGAUUUUCUCAACAGAAUCGGCCAACAACUAAUAGAUUCCAUUUUUUAUUAAAAUGUUUCGUACGCGUCCUCUAAUAAUUUUCAAAAUUAUGGCUGGGUAACCGCAAACGAGUUUAAACCUCUUUGAAUCAACUCAUAUUAUUAUAGAUAUUCACAUAGAUACGGGAUUCCCCGUUCGGCACCUCCCCCCACAAGGCAAAAUUUACCAUUACAUUAAGGUAUCAAAUUAAAUCCAAACAAUGUCAAAAUAUAUGAAUUUGAAAAAUAAAUAUGAAAAUAAAAUAAAAGGAAAUGAUAA